AUGCUAUUCUUAAACAUUUUCAUUAAUCUAUUAAAAAAUGCAUAAGGUAUUCAUUUAACUUAGUAGUCAAGUAAAGGGUUUGAUAGUCAUAAUGAAAAUAGCGAGAUCAUAGCCAACAAUAUGAUGAUUAACAAUUAGGGGUAUAAUCAAACAGUGAAUUCAAGUGGUACGGGUGCGAAGCCCAAGAUAUUUAGAAUUAGUUCAAACAAAAUUCCAGGUUUUAGUCACUAGAGUAGUAUGGGAGGAGUGGCAAACAGCAUAAGCAAGCCUUCCCACGGUUAUAUAUCCAAGCUGCCUUCUAAUCCACAAAACAUUCUUCAAAAGAAAAACACCAAGUAAAAAGCUUAGUUGGAGUUAGACAAUUUCGUUCUCGAAAGUAUACCCAAGUAGAUUGUGGUGGUGCCCAAAGCUAUAGAUUAAUAACUCAGCCAAAAUGAGCUUGAGUCUCAGUCAAUACAGAAAGGGCAUUUAGAUUCUAGAUAGUCUGAUAACCAGCACUCACCUACUGAUCAAUGGAAGGAACAGCAGCAGCUGAUUGAGAAUUUUUAUAAUCAAAGAUAUGGAAGCAAGUAAAAUAGUGGUGGAGUUAGCACUGAGGAAAAACGAGUGAAAUUUAUGCAGCAACAAAAUAACUCAGAGUCCCAGAUCUAAUAUGAUAAGGAACUCUUAGACGAAAAUAUCGUAGGGAGGAUAAAUGCCAAGUUAGAAUAAGAGGAGCAGUCACCAGACAAAAAGAAUCCGUAGAAUAUGAUACAAAAGAACAUACUUUAACAAAGUAGUGCUUCGGAGUACUAAAUUACCAAUGAUCUUGGAUAGAUACCUCCUAACAUACCCUUCUCAAAUAUGGCUCUAUUCACUAAUCUUUCUGAGAAGGAGAGAUUUAUCAAGUUUUCUACUGAAUUCAACAAGGUUAAGGCUUAGUUGGAGGCUCAUAGGCAUGAAGACUAUAGUAUUUGCUUGUUGUAUUUGAAAGCUAAGAUUGGGUACAAGAUUGCUGAACCUACAAGAGAUCAAGUCAAGAACUUUAUGAAGUUUGUGAAGGACGAGAAGAGGCUAUUUGACUUAAGAAAGCAAUACGAGGAAAUCAUAAUAGAGGCAAUGGAUGGAUUGUAUAGUUAUGAGAGAGCAUAGGAGUAUCAUGAGAGAAAAAGAAGAGCACAGACAGCUGAGAUAGCUGAUACACUUUAAAAUCAUUAGUAAAAGCUGCUUGAGAUGCUGGAGCAAUAAAAGAUAAACAGACGAAGAAACAAACUUCAUUACCAGAGAAAAGUGCCCUAUGGCAACUAGCCAAUGAAGCUCUAAACUAUCAUGUCUAGUUACAUAGAUGAAAACAAGAAACUUUCAGCUAAGGAAUUCAUUCCCCCUUCUCUAGAGAAUUAGUACCCGUGUGCAGUGAAUUUCAACAAAGAGACAGUGAACACAGUGCUUAACUUUGCCUAGGAAUCCAAGGUGCAUCUCAUGAGUUCAAUGAGCACUAAUAACUUGAGCACCAAGCCAACCUCAUCUGCUGGACAGAAUAUUCUAAGUGACAUCAAGCGAAACAGAUCAGCUGUAAAUCUAGAGAAGAUCUCUAGAGAGGCUGACGGUCAAGCUCAUAACUCAAACAAUCCAAUGACGCCAUACUAGCAACAUAGACAUUAGCAUGGAGUUCCUAGUAACUCUAUGCUAAAAUCUUAGUCACAGGUUGUCAUAAGCAAUAUUUCGCAACAGCAGUCGGAUCAGAAGGCAUAGAUGUAAUCCUCUCAUAUGUCUCAGAUGCAUUCGCAGUCUCAGCAGCAAUAAUCGUCUCAGAUUGAGAACGAAAAAGCAUAUUAAAAGAUAUCGAAGUUGAAUAAUGUGGAAUCUGAGUCAGUUUUUAAGAGGAAUAGACUUAUGUUAGAGCAUGUCAUGCUUGAGAGAGCCAUGAAGAAACUCAAUAAAAGGCAAGAGAGGAAAGAAGCGAGGAAACUGCAGGAGAAUAACGGUGGCACUAAUGACUGGAAAAUGAGAUAAGCAAUCAGUAAUGAAGUAUUUGAAAUGCAGAGACAGUCAACUGCACCUAACAGAAGAGGGAAAUCAGGCUAGCAAGAAUUCAACAUCUAAGUUAAAGUGGCAACUAUCGAAGACAAGGAUCAUGUGCUCUACCUUAUGAACGAGAAUGCCAAACUGAUAGGAGGCUAUGAGAAGGAAAAGUUUGAGUUUGCUGGAGAGUACGUACUUAAGAACGAACACUAUGGGUUUUUCAUUCUGGCUUUUGAUGAGAGAUCUCAACAAGAUGAGGAAUAAAGCAGUGGACAGGACAUGAAGCGAGCAGCUGGGUUUAUGUUCUUUACCUAUGAGUGGAGUGACUGGAGAAGCGGGUUGUUCUUCUGGAUGCAGUCCUGCCAUGUAGCUGAGGAAUAUAGAAAGGCAGGCGUCUUUACUAAGAUGCAUGAGUUGCUGCAAAAAGUCAUGACAGAGAAGAACUGUUGUGGAAUUAGAUUGAACUCUGAGAUCAGGCUGGAGAAGUAAUGGGCUCCAAUAGUAAAUAAACUUGGACUGAAAAGAGCGCAUUAUCACAUCUAUGAAAUCGAUGUGGCAAAAUGA
Messenger RNA from Stylonychia lemnae, 2565 nucleotides. The record is from the annotation of a GenBank genome assembly. NCBI's taxonomy places the organism in Eukaryota, Ciliophora, Spirotrichea, Sporadotrichida, Oxytrichidae.